Molecule: messenger RNA, 546 nt
Organism: Pteropus alecto (black flying fox)
Lineage: Eukaryota; Metazoa; Chordata; Mammalia; Chiroptera; Pteropodidae
Gene: FAM180A
Product: family with sequence similarity 180 member A
Exons: 3
Coding region: 1-546 (181 amino acids)
Source: RefSeq, a predicted model, not a curated record
AUGUGUUGGAAGACGCUGCUGCUUCUGCUGUUGUGUUAUGAUGCUCAAGCGACUGUGUCCCACAGGUGGGGCAGAGCCGUGCUCUUCCCUGCGGCCCAUCGGCCAAAGAAAUCAUCCUCGAUGCCUUUGAAUCCCGUCCUGCAGAGCUCCCUGGAGGAUGUAGAACUGCUCUAUGAGUUCCUGCUAGCUGAACUUGAGAUCGGCCCUGACCUGAAGAUCUCCAUCAAGGACGAGGAGCUCGCCUCCUUGAGGAAGGCCUCUGCCUUCCGCACCGUCUGCAAUGACGUGAUCCCCAAACGCAUCCCAGACAUCCGCCGGCUGAGUGCCACCCUCUCCAGACACCCCGGCGUCCUCCAGAAAGAGGACUUUGAAAGGACAGUGCUGACCCUGGCCUACGCAGCCUACCGCACAGCUCUGUCCCAAGGGCAUCAGAAGGACAUCUGGGCCCAGUCCCUCCUCAGUCUCUUCCAGGCCCUGAGGCAUGACUUGAUGCGGUCCUCAGGCUCCAGAGUGUCUCUCCGAGAGACUGGCCCGCACCAGGACUGA